This is a messenger RNA of Colletotrichum spaethianum, 1638 nucleotides long. Its product is annotated as forkhead box protein J2. Gene Ontology annotation, biological process: regulation of transcription by RNA polymerase II. The transcript is spliced from 3 exons. The coding region runs from base 1 to 1638 and encodes 545 amino acids. Gene Ontology annotation, molecular function: DNA-binding transcription factor activity, RNA polymerase II-specific; RNA polymerase II cis-regulatory region sequence-specific DNA binding. Gene Ontology annotation, cellular component: nucleus. The record is from RefSeq and is a predicted model, not a curated record. Lineage: Eukaryota; Fungi; Ascomycota; Sordariomycetes; Glomerellales; Glomerellaceae.
AUGACGACAAGCUCUUCGCAACCCGAGCACAUGAUGCCCGGUGGUGACAUGAGCCGCCAGCAACAAUACAUUACCAGCACCACGCAAGCACCAUCCACCUUGGUCGUGAGGACGGACUUGAUGAAUAACUACAACACCAUGACCUCCGAACAACAAGAGCACCAGUUCCCCGUCCAAGACCAUCAGCGACAAGGCUACUACCAGCUCUCCGCAAUGAGCCAGCAAUACGAGUCCCCCAACUUGAACCAGACGGUCUGGCCCUCCCCACCGUCAAUGGUGGCCGACGACUUUGACAACGGCAGCAGCACCAACACUAAUUACUCAUACCACGGCCAAGUUGUUGCCGUGAAUUACAAUUCGUCUCCUCUCUCCCCGAGGACUUGGCCUGCUGCGACCCAGGCACCUCCUCCCACCUCCACCGCGCAGUUCGACCUGCCCCUUCGCUCCCAUGAGACCGUCUAUGAAGGCCUGAACAACCAGGUCUCCAUGUCGCCGGACGACCUUCGCGGGGCAGACCUGCAAGUCCACCUGCAUUACGACAACGGCGCCUUCCAACAAGGCUUCGAGCCGCGUCACUUGAGGAGCGAGCGGUUCCAGUAUGAGUCCUCGCCCGCUACAGACGCUGCCGGGUCUCCGUACAAAAGCUCACCAGCGUCUUUCAGCGGCGACUUCAGCGCGGAGCCCGACGUGAUUCCGGAUCUCGGCUGCCAGCAGAACCAUCUUACCCCAAAGCCACCACCCAAGGAGAAUGCCAGCGGCGAGGAGCCUUACGCCAAACUCAUCCACAAAGCCCUCAAAGACGCCCCGGACCACGCCAUGACCCUGCAGGAGCUUUACAAGUGGUUCAAGGACAACACCGACAAGCCCCGUAAGGCCGAGGGCACCGGGUGGCAGAACAGCAUCCGUCACAACCUCAGCAUGAACCAUGCAUUCCGGAGGAGGUUGCAGGCGGUGCUCCCCGACGUCGACGGCAACCACACAGGCACAGAGAAGCGCGUGUCGGAGUGGUACCUCGUCCCGGACUACAUCAACGAGAUCAAGCCGACGACGCACUUCCGCGAGGGCAACCGCGGCUCGUCGCACUCCGUCUUCUCUCGCCGCAACACCGCCCCUGGCGGAAGCGGCCACAGGCGCAACAGCCCUCCCCGCUCCUCCACUGUCACUCAUUACCAGAACCCGGAUUACCCCAACCAGUCGAUGCCCGGGCGCGCCAUCUCUGGCCGCCGGGGGGGCCGCGCGACCACUUCCGCCCGGAAUGCCAGGCGCCAGCGCUCGCAGACGGGGUCCUUGUCUCCCGUGCUGGGGGGCGCCGCGGCCGCCCAGCAGCACCUUCAGCACUACCCGUACUCUCCCGCGCAUCUACAGGAGCUGCAAGCUCGUGCCGACAGCAUUCGGAGACGGAACCACACUGCCCUGGAAAGAGAGGCCGAGGGCAUGAGGAACCCCGCCGUGGGACCCAUGGCUCCCUCUCCUCUGGCCAACAACGUCGGCAUCGGCAACGCUGGCGUCCCCGUGGCAGGCGCUCCCCAGGGCUACCAGCUCCAUCAAUUCGGCAUGGCUGACGUGUCUGGUGUAUACCACUCACCGCCCGCGGCCGACGAUGUCAUUUACGGCUGGGGGUCCGAUGCGCAGUUGUGA